AUGAUACGCGACUCGGACAGCGCCGACGAGCGCACCCUCAUCGACCCGCUCUCCGACGACGACCGCUACGGCUCAGAGGUGUCCGAAGGCGACUACGAUCACGAUAUCCUAGAGUCGGAGGAUGAAAGAGAGCAGCUGUUGACGCAGAAGGAUGGAUUGGGUGCCUUGUUCAACAAGAAGGGCGCGAGGAUUGGGAAGAGGGAUCAGAAUGCGCCGACGAAGAAGAGGGGUAAGAGAGGACACAAUGACGAAUCGAGUGCGCUCAUGUACGAAAUGGAAGAAGGUGUUGGCAUAUCUACCCCGAGUUUGGAUCGGAGAUCGAGCGAGAGCGAUGAGAGGAGGUUGUUGGGUGUCGGGACACAGAGACAGGUAUGCACCAUAUCUCUCUUGGAGGUCAGGGCUAACGAACACCAGAUACGGCGGAAACGCAUAUGGCGUCGUGUAAGCAUUUACGGGGGAAUUGUAGCCUUGUUCUUCGCCCUCCUCUUCGCCGCAUAUCGAGCCUCGAAUUCAGAGCACCCAAAGAAAGCUGCGGCAAUGGUGUCCAAUGGCACACACCUAUUCGCACCCACAACGAUCCUCAUAUCUCUCGACGGCUUCCGCGCAGAUUUUUUGUACCGCGGCUUGACUCCCACCCUCAACAAGUUCGUAGCGGAAGGCAUAUCGCCCAAGUACAUGCGCCCCAGCUUCCCCAGCGUUACAUUUCCGAAUCACUUCACGCUGGCAACUGGCCUAUACCCGGAAGCACAUGGUGUCGUGGGAAACAGCUUCUGGGAUGAAGAUCUGCAGAAGGAGUUCUACUACACCGACCCUGAAAGGUCUCUGCAACCGUACUGGUGGGGCGGCGAGCCUCUCUGGCGGACUGCUGAGCGGCAGGAUGUCCGGGUCGCGGUACAUAUGUGGCCUGGGUCCGAAGUCCACUCUGAAGAUUUCCAACCCGCCUACGUGGACAAGUACAAUGGCUCGGAAGUUCUACCUAGAAAGGUUGACCGCGUCAUGGGCUUCCUCGACCUCCCUGGACCGAUGGAUAUAGGCGCGAUGUCGGACCAACCCCGACCGCAACUCAUUUUGACGUAUGUGCCGGACGUGGACAGCGAUGGGCACAAAUACGGACCCAACAGCACGGAGAUCCGACAAACCAUCAACAAUGCUGAUACCAUGGUCGGCGAAAUCCUCAAAGGACUAGAAGAGCGCAACCUCACGGAUAUCGUGAACGUAGUAGUCGUAUCAGACCAUGGGAUGGCCACAACUGACACCUCGCGCCUCGUCCAGCUCGAAGACCUCGUCGACCCCAACGAGAUCGAGCACAUUGACGGCUGGCCUCAUUUCGGUCUUCGGCCAAAGAAAAUAAGUGACGUCGAACGCCUGCACAAGCAGAUUAUCGACAGAGCGCAGAACAUGUCCAGCAUUGAAGUCUACCUCCGUGACAAGGACAUGCCAGAGCGCUACCACUUUUCGCAAAACGAGCGCAUCGCGCCGCUGUGGAUCAUCCCGAAGACGGGGUGGGCUGUCAUUGCUGAAGCAGACGGCAAUAUACAGGACAUGAUCAAGAAUGGUGAUGUGUAUCACCCUCGCGGCGUUCAUGGUUACGACCACGAGCAUCCGCUCAUGAGGGCGAUUUUCAUCGCACGUGGUCCCGCAUUUCCACAUACACCCAAUAGCCGCGUGGAACCAUUUCAAAACAUCGAAGUCUACAACAUCAUCUGCGACUCCGUUGGCAUCACGCCUCUUGCUAAUAACGGCACUUUACGUCUCCCCUUGAAACCCGUAGGCCUGCACUCCGACAAAGACAACCUCCCGGACGAGACACCUGCAGAUCCCGUCUCCGCUUCUUCCUCUUCAUCGCCUUCUCCAUCACCCAGCGCAGAAGCUGUCACUGUGAGCCUUGCCCUUCCUUCAUCGAGUGCGGCAACACCCGCACAGCCCAGUAAAGCAUCGCCUACGUUCAGUGCGCAGCCGACCUCGAAGCAAAAUUGGUGGGAGUGGUUGACGCAUAAGGCGGAGGGCGCGGAGGAGUGGGUGGACACCUUUUUGCAUGAUCAUUUCACCGGGUUGGAGAAUGGGAAGGAGGGAAAGGAAAACCAAAGGCCGAAUCAGGAACCGCAAUAG
Messenger RNA from Didymosphaeria variabile, 2109 nucleotides. RefSeq lists its product as uncharacterized. Gene Ontology annotation, molecular function: ribonucleoside triphosphate phosphatase activity; nucleoside triphosphate diphosphatase activity. Gene Ontology annotation, biological process: nucleoside triphosphate metabolic process. The transcript has 3 exons. Bases 1 to 2109 code for a protein of 702 amino acids. Lineage: Eukaryota; Fungi; Ascomycota; Dothideomycetes; Pleosporales; Didymosphaeriaceae. The record is from RefSeq and is a predicted model, not a curated record.